AUGCCGCAGUCAAAACUUCCCAGCUUCCUUCUGGCCACGUGGUUGCUCGGCACGAUCGCAACUAAAUCGAGAGUGAGCGACUUUUUGCAGAGCUUGCAAGAGUACGAGAUCGUUUAUCCUCGAGUGAUUUCCAAUGGAAACGCGCGGAACAAGAGAUCGACCGAGGAGCAAGAAACUUUGUCCGACGAACUUGAGGAGCCGGUAUUCCUCGAGAUCAGUAACUGGACGAUGAAGACGGUGGCGAACGAUAGAUUGAUACUGUCGUCCAGUUUCACGGUGAAUUGGGUGCACUCGAGUCAAAUGAAAUCUGAUAUAUACGACACGAAGGUGGACUGCAACCUUCGGCAAGGCAGCUUAGAAGGUGACGCGCGUUCCUUGGUCGUGGUGACGCUUUGUAAAGAAGAAGUGUACGCUUUGAUGGUGACAGAGCAAAAGUCGUUUUUCGUCCAGCCUUUAAUGGAUGGUCAACACGUGAUGUACCAGUCCAAGUAUGCUAGGUGGUGGUCGUCUACGGAAAAUCCUGAUGUUGUGACCCUUAGCCGAGAGAAUCCUACAGGAGAGGGAAACAAGUCCAAACGAAGAAGGCGAAAUUCUCUAAACCAUAAUGUUCAAGAAUUUUACAAUCUUUCCGGUGACGUCUUUGACGUAGAGUAUCCAGAAGCUGAGAAGCUGAUUCUAUAUGACGACAAAGACCAAAUACCUGCAGAGUACAACGAUACGAUAGUGGAGAAAUUGUCGAUUGACAUAAAUUUGGGAGAAAUGGGUUACUUUUCUGGUCCUACGUGGCAAAGGAACAAAGUACCAAAAAAAAGACCUGCUGUUAAAGAAUCACCACCGCGGUGGCUGGAGCUUGGAGUAGCUGCUGAUUAUUCUGUCAUAGAUUUUCAUGGUAUUCGCGUGCAGCAAUAUAUUUUGGCGCUUUUAAAUAUCGUUAGUGCAAUUUAUAUGGAUCCAUCUCUUGAAUCAAAUAUGAUCCUGGUGAUUGUACGGCUGAUUUUAUACGCGGAAAAAAGAGAUUGCAUGGUUCGUCGCGGAGACGCUCGGCGGUCUCUCGAAAAUGUGAACAAAUGGAACAGAAAGCUGUUGUCUUCGACGGACGUGAAUUACGAUGUUGCAGUAUGGCUGACGCGGUUAGAUAUAGGAGGACCUUCUGGGUACGCACCUGUAUCCGGAGUAUGCGAUCCGGCGAGGUCAUGUGCCUUAAAUCGAGACGAGGGCCUGACCAGCGCUUUUAUCAUAGCGCACGAAGUUGCACAUAUCCUAGGUCUGACUCACGACGGAGACGAGUCGACCGGAAACGCUUGCAAAGAAGAAGCUUCUCGAGGAAGCGUGAUGGCGCCUAUGGUGGCCGCAACGUUUCAUCAUUUCUAUUGGUCCGCCUGCUCAAAGAAGGAGUUCCAUCGAAGAGUAAGACGGUGGUCCUGUUUGUUGAACAAGCCAAGGCACGAUGAUUCCUCUCAGCUGAAAGCUACCGUACGCGAAACUUUCACUAUGGACGAACAGUGUCGCAUGGAGUUUGGCGACGGUUACGAAUCGUGUAGAACUUUCGACGUUGUGGAACCGUGCUCUCGCUUAUGGUGUGGUAAUAGCAAUGUUUCGCAGUCGUGCAAAACCAAAAAGGGACCGCCUUUAGAAGGCACGUUAUGUGGUAUUUCGAAGUGGUGCAUAAGCGGUCGAUGUCAGUCAACGAGUAGAAAGAACUUCGAUUUCGGUAUAAUACUGAACAAACCUAGAGAUGGUGGUUGGAGUGCAUGGAGUGCUUGGGACAAGUGUUCGAGGACAUGUGGAAUAGGAGUACAAUGUCGAGCACGAAGAUGUAACAGACCUGUACCUGCGUAUGGCGGGAAGUAUUGUUCAGGUUCCAGCGACGAUUGCAGACUCUGCGAUUUACCGAAGUGCCUAGUACCGGUCGAUUUUAGAGCUCAACAAUGUUCCAAAGUCGCGAAUAUCUUGUAUCUGGAAAGAGGUCAGUCGAAAAACGACAUGACCUGGCUACCGUACGUGUCCGAUCAGGAGAACUUGAAAUGUCGAUUGGUCUGCAGAAGUAAAGAGACGGGAGAGAUAUUUUACACCAGGAAACAUUUGACCGAUGGAACGCCGUGCUCUUACGGAUCGACUGAUAUUUGUAUACAGGGAGAGUGCCAUCAAAUGGGAUGCGACAACGUUUUAGGAUCGAAGAAGGUAUUCGACGCGUGUGGAGUGUGCGACGGAGACAAUUCGAACUGCGAGAAUGUGAUCAGCAAGUUUCAGCGGAAGCUUCGACGAGAAGUAACCCGCGUGGCCAUAAUACCACGCGAAACUCACAACUUGUUCAUGAAUAUCACAAUGCUGGCUCCUGCAUUUUUCCAUCCGGAAAAUUUAACAAUCGUAAUAGGGGACGGCAGAAGAAGACGGAACGUGCAAGACAAUUUAACUUUGCACAAGCGGGAUUUAACGAUCGUUCAAGGUGCCGCCUUUCGAGUUCAGAAGCGUGAUACUAACACGUAUUGCAUUGAAUCAGAUGGCACAGCAAUUGAAGACGUCGUGAUUUUACUCGUAAUACCGGAAGACGUAAUAGAGCAAGAAAUCUCGGCCGAAGUUUCCUUGCGAUACUUUUUAAAUCGCGAUGAAAAGCAUACCAAGGAUAGAUACUUGUGGUUAUUCGGGGGUUGGAGCUUUUGCUCGGCCAGUUGCGGCGGUGGAACCCGUCAAAAGAUGAUAGUCUGUAAAGACGACAAAAGUGGAAAAAUAGUGUCGCGAAGGAAAUGCCCGUUGACAACGAAACCGAAUCAGGAGAUAGAAAAAUGCAACACAUUUAGCUGCACUUUUAAAUGGCUACCAGGUCCAUGGGAAACAUGUUCAGUUACAUGUGGAAAAUUUGGUAUGCAACUACGACAAGUUUAUUGUGUUCAUUCAGAGUUUAAUGGGACCGAAGUCAAUAGAAAUAACGAACUGGAAGUCUAUCAAACGAUGGUGCAGCCAUCGAUAUGCCAAUCCAGUCCAAUGCCUAUAAAUAGUAGAGAAUGCAACAGACAUCCGUGCCCUGGACGUUGGAUUUUUACAGAUUGGUCCUCGUGUUCGAAGAACAACGGAAAAGGUAUACAAUCCCGAAUAGCUCGUUGCAUUCCACCGGAAAACGAGUCGUUCUACAGCUGCGAUGGGCCAACCGUGAAGACAGAAAUACGUUCUUGUAACGAACACGUGACCAGAGCCAUCGAAUUUCCAUACCGUUGUUGGAAAGACAAGAAUCGAUUCUGUUCUAUACCAAGCUUAAAACGUUAUUGCGACGUGCCAGCAUUUAGACGAAGAUGUUGUCGUUCUUGCGAGAAAAACGAACCCUCAAAUUUGUCGAACACUCUCGAUCGAAGACAUCACCUGCUACGGACUUAA
This is a messenger RNA of Habropoda laboriosa, 3369 nucleotides long. RefSeq names its product A disintegrin and metalloproteinase with thrombospondin motifs 9-like. Gene Ontology annotation, cellular component: extracellular matrix. The coding region runs from base 1 to 3369 and encodes 1122 amino acids. The transcript has 15 exons. NCBI's taxonomy places the organism in Eukaryota, Metazoa, Arthropoda, Insecta, Hymenoptera, Apidae. The record is from RefSeq and is a predicted model, not a curated record. Gene Ontology annotation, molecular function: metalloendopeptidase activity. Gene Ontology annotation, biological process: proteolysis; extracellular matrix organization.